Messenger RNA from Marmota flaviventris (yellow-bellied marmot), 922 nucleotides. The record is from RefSeq and is a predicted model, not a curated record. NCBI's taxonomy places the organism in Eukaryota, Metazoa, Chordata, Mammalia, Rodentia, Sciuridae.
AUGGCCGGCCUCAACUCCCUGGAGGCGGUGAAACGCAAGAUCCAGGCCCUGCAGCAGCAGGCGGAUGAGGCGGAGGACCGCGCUCAGGGCCUUCAGCGGGAGCUGGACGGCGAGCGCGAGCGGCGCGAAAAAGCCGAAGGUGAUGUGGCAGCUCUCAACCGAGGCAUCCAGCUGGUGGAGGAGGAGCUGGACAGGGCCCAGGAACGGCUGGCCACCGCCCUGCAGAAGCUGGAGGAGGCAGAAAAGGCUGCGGAUGAGAGCGAGAGGGGAAUGAAGGUGAUAGAAAACCGCGCCAUGAAGGACGAGGAGAAGAUGGAGAUUCAGGAGAUGCAGCUCAAAGAGGCCAAGCACAUCGCCGAGGAGGCCGACCGCAAGUAGGAGGAGGUGGCUUGGAAGCUGGUCAUCCUGGAGGGCGAGCUGGAGAGGGCAGAGGAGCGUGCGGAGGUGUCUGAACUAAAAUGUGGGGACCUGGAAGAAGAACUCAAGAAUGUCACUAACAAUCUGAAAUCGCUUGAGGCUGCAUCUGAAAAGUACUCUGAAAAGGAGGAUAAAUAUGAAGAAGAAAUUAAACUUCUGUCUGACAAGCUGAAGGAGGCCGAGACCCGCGCUGAAUUUGCAGAGAGAACAGUGGCCAAACUGGAAAAGACGAUCGAUGACCUGGAAGAAAAACUUGCCCAGGCCAAAGAAGAGAACGUGGGCCUACAUCAGACACUGGAUCAGACACUAAAUGAACUUAAUUGUAUAUAACCAGAACCGGAAGAGUCUUGUUCCAACAGAAAUUCUAGAGCUCCAUGUCUUUCUCUUCUUUUGUAAGAAGUUUCUUUUGUUAUUGCAUCUUCGCUUUGCUGGGAUUUCAAGCAAAUUAUGAAUAUGUGACCAAAUAUUUUGUAUCAGAGAAGCUUUGGGCACCAGUUAAAUCUAA